Molecule: messenger RNA, 3874 nt
Organism: Leptinotarsa decemlineata (Colorado potato beetle)
Lineage: Eukaryota; Metazoa; Arthropoda; Insecta; Coleoptera; Chrysomelidae
Gene: Pcif1
Product: Phosphorylated CTD-interacting factor 1
Cellular component (GO): nucleus
Molecular function (GO): RNA polymerase II C-terminal domain binding; mRNA (2'-O-methyladenosine-N6-)-methyltransferase activity
Source: RefSeq, a predicted model, not a curated record
UGAAAUUUCAAAUUAUAGUACGCACAUUCCUCACAUCGAUUGAACUGCCACAGUCCUUCAAGUUUGGCAUUUUUCAAGUUUUCUCAGUCAGCAAAUGGCGUCGUAAGUGGAGGUUUACGAUUUUUUUCUUUCAGAUAAUGACUGAAUUUCGUUGCGUGCUUUUUAAUGAAAUAAUUUUGUGAAAUUAUUGUAUUUAAAUGUGUCAUCAAAUGUGAAAUAGUGCUAUGAGUUCCCUGAACAACUAUAAAGCCAGAUUUGUGUUGAAUCAUUGAAGUUGUUAGUGAGUUUUAACAAUGAAUGAAGAAAUAGAAAUCAAAGAAGAAAAAAUCAUUCCUAUAUGGCCUCCGCUGGAUCCUGGGCCCAUACAAAUGCCCCCUUCGCAUCUCAAUAUGCCCGUACCCAAUAUUCCUCAGGGUCCCCCAUUGAGUCAAGGUGUAGAAUAUGAACUACCCUUGGAAAUUCAGCAACAAGGAUGGAAAAAGUUUUGGUCAAAAAGAGAAAACCGGCCAUAUUUUUGGAACAAAUUAACUGGCGAAAGCCUUUGGGAAAUGCCUGUGAUCAAGCCGCAGUUUGAUCCUAUCACUGAUCCGUUGGGUAUUUGUGCACCUCCUCCCACUGCGCCUAUACCACUGGCUCAUACUGCUCCACCGGUUCCAAUCAUGAAGAGGAGAGCUUCCGAAGAGGUGGCAGGACCUAAUGCGAAGAAAUUUAUUUUAGCCGGACCAUGGGACCUAGACGUUCCUACCAAUGUUAUUAUUCUGGAAAGAGCCCCCUGCUUCUACAUGCACUCUCACCCCGAAGUUGAAGCAUAUCGCUGUAGUUUAUUAACAAAGUUGAGGCAAAGCUAUCAAGAGGUGUGUCAUUCCAGAGAAUCAAUCGAUGCUCCCAAAGAUUCUUUCAAUAGAUGGUUGAUGGAGAGAAAGGUUAUCGAUACUGGUUAUGAUCCUCUUCUACCUAGCAACUGUUAUCCAGAAAUCUCCCUCUCUAUGUAUAGAGAAAUAAUGAACGAUAUACCAAUCAAGUUAGUCAGACCAAAAUUCACAGGUGACGCAAGAAAACAACUCUCUAGGUAUGCAGAGGCAGCAAAAAAAAUAAUGGAAUCUCGAAAUGCUGAAGCGGAAAGUCGAAAAGUAGUCAAAUGGAAUGUUGACGAAACUUUCCAGUGGCUGAGGAAAACAGUUGGAGCAACAUAUGAUGAUUUCCAGGAUAGGCUGUCUCAUCUCAAACAACAGUGUCAACCACAUCUUUCGGAAACUCAAUUUGCCAUCGGGUGUCCCAGGUUGCCUGUCGUUGAGUAUCUUCCAGACAGGGAUCAGGCAAUGCUUAGGUUUCAAGGAGACACGCUGGCAAUCAAUAGCAGCCAUUUACAGAAACUGGAACACCUAUACAGGCACAGUUGUUUCGAUGAUAGGAAAUUUGAAUUGUUCAUCCCAAGAGUGUGGGUGAUGUUGAAAAGAUAUGCCACCUUUCUUGGAGUCAAUCCUUCGUCGAAUACAGCCAGUUCAGAUGUCCAGGACACCCAACAAUCUCUCCCGGUCACUGUAUUUGAAUGUCUCAAUCGGGCAUUUGGUGUUACUUUUGAAUGUUUUGCUUCCCCUUUGAAUUGCUAUUUCAAGCAGUACUGUUCAGCUUUUGCUGAUUGUGAUUCCUAUUUCGGCAGCAGAGGGUCUUUCCUCAAAUUGAAAGCGGUAUCAGGCUCCUUUGAAGCGAAUCCCCCAUACAGCGAAGAACUGAUGGAGGCAUCUGUGAAUCAUAUGGAAAGGCUGUUGAGCGACAGUCCGGAGCCUUUGAGUUUCAUUGUCUUCAUGCCGGAUUAUAGAGAACCCACUCCAAAUGCGCUGAUUAGGUUAGAGUCUAGCCAGUUCAAGAGGAAACAGGUGACGAUACCAGCUUAUGAGCACGAGUUUAGGCAUGGUUUCCAGCAUGUGUUGAGCAAAUCAGAAUUGAACGUGAGAUCAGUUCAAGGAACAGUAAUUGUCUGGCUGCAAAACACAACAGGUCAUCAGAGAUGGGAACCGUCCGAAGAUCGGGUGCAGGCACUCUUGGAGGCAUUCAGGCCGGGUAGGGAAAGGGAACGUGAUCGACAGGAAUUGCUCAGCCCUACGAGACAAGGCAGCACAUCAGAUGCCAAAGAUGUAGUGGUGCAUUGACACUCUUUCGAAUGGGUGUGGUUAGUGAUUGCAUUUUCGUCUUUUUUCUACUUGCCAAAUCACAGGGUGAGAAAAUGGGUGAAUGGUAUACAGGGCUGUGUCGAGAGAAGGAGCGAGAGAAUUUUUAGUACUCAGCAUCGUAGAGAUUGAGCAAAUGAUGACGCCGGAAUGUUGAUAUCCUCACUUUUUAACAUUAGUUGUCUACUCGGAAACUCAGAUGAGAAAGAUUUUUAAAUUGCCUCUUUUCGACAUAUUAUUUUUUGUUUUAACUUGCAAAACGAAAAAGUUUGUUAUACGGGGCAGGUGUGAAACUUUUUGAGAUUCAAUGGAUUUCAGUCGGUAGACUUUAUUCUUUCAAGUGAUCAUGGCAUAGGUAUGUGUUUCACUGUCGCUAUAAUUUUCUAUGACUCUUUUUUGAGCUAAUUCGGACUUGUAUUAUCUAAAAAUUCAAAGGUGUGCUAAGCAGUUCAACAAUUUUCAAUGAAAAUUUGAAUAGUGGUAUUUCAUAACGACUUCAAAUUUUUCGAUAAAAUUGCGAUAUUACAAAAUCAAUAUAAAAAUUUAAAAAGAUACUGCAUUAAUCUUCAUGUAAAACUGUUUUCAAGCAAACUUUAUAAGUUUCAAGAACAUGUUUUUAACCGACUUUUUCUUGAUGACAGUUUCAUUUUCACUGUAUCUCCCUCUUAAGCUGUUAUACAGGAAUUUCUAGAAAUGAAUCCACUAAAAGGGAUUCAAAAUAAGCGACACCCCCUGGUGUUGUUCAGCGAACUAAAGACAUUUACUUUGUUAAUCUUAGUACCCUGAAUAUGUGAGUAUUUUUGUCGCUGUCAUCACCAUAUUCUAUAAGGAUUGAAUGGUGUCCAAGUUUUAUAUUUCGAGAAGAGUGUUUCAGUUCUGGUGUUUGGGAACAGUGCCUGUUUUGGACUUAUUCUGAGCCAGAAGUUCCAGUUCUACCUUUCAGUUUAUACUUCAUUGUUGGCAUCAUUGAAUUUGUGUCAAUUCAUUUAAUUCCAUCCUUACCCAUUAAAUGGAGCAAUGCAUAAUUUUUGUGGUUUAGUUCAAAAUUGACCGUAUUUGAUGGGGAAUAACUGUUGAAUGGAACGAUUCACGAACAUCAAAUAUCUCAAUUAUUUUGUCAAAUGUCAUUGACAGUCAUGACGAUAAUCAUGAAUGCCAACAAUGAAAUUGAAUUGAAGAUGGUCAAUUCUUGAAUUUUGGAUGACUGAAGAAGAUUUUAUUGACUAUCACUCUUUCUUGAUUUGAAUCAAUAUGAGUGGUUCAGAUUUAAAGAUUUAACCAUUAUUGCUGUGUCCUUCAGUAUGACUCAAUUUUCACAGUUUUCCCCCAAAAAAAAAAAACAAGAUAAAGUUUUAGUGGAGACUAGUUUACAAUUUAGAGGAAGACAAACGAAAAGUAUGAGUAAAUGUGUUGAAAAUUAGGAAACCUGCCGCCACUAUUCAAGCCAAACCUCACAGAAACAUGUUUGACUUUAGACCAUUUUGUAACUUUUUUGCCUUUGAAACUGAAUCGAUUAAUUGCCAAUGAAAAUAAGUUAUUCAGGUACAGUAGAACCUAACACAAUUAAUAGAAAUCAACGUAAAACAGGAGUUUUACGUUGCAAAAAAAUGAAAGCACUUCUAUAAAUCCACAUACUUAAAAAUAUAUAUUGUUGAAAGAAUCUAAAGAAAUGAACUUUAAACGUUCAAGCCAGUCUCAGAUAUACC